GGAAAAGCGGAGCGCGGCUUGUGUGAGUUGAGGUGGCGAGCUGUCGAUCAGCAAAAGUUUGCAGAAAUCAAAACACUACACACACACACACACAUCACCGUCUCUCAGACAUUUUCAGCACACAUUAUCAAACACCCGUCUUUUGUUGUAAACAUGGGCAGCUUUUUCUCACAGAUAUUCUCUCGUCUCUUUAAAGGAAAGAAGCAGAUCAGAUUGGUGAUGGUUGGUCUGGAUGGUGCAGGCAAAACUACAGUUCUCUACCAACUCAAACUCGGUGAAGCUGUCGCAAGUAUCGCAACUAUUGGUUUUAAUGUGGAGACGGUUGAGUAUAAAAACAUCUCAUUCACUGUGUGCGAUAUUGGUUAUCACAGCAAACUCAGAAGUUUUUGGAAAUAUUAUUAUCAGAAUUGCCAGGGUCUGAUCUUUGUUGUGGACAGCAGUGAUCAUGAAAGGAUUGAAAGGGCAGCAGAAGUGAUAAGUUCAAUGCUAGCAGAGGACGAGACGAGAGGCGCUGUUUUACUGGUUCUGGCUAAUAAGCAGGAUUUACCCAAAGCCAUGCCGGUCCAUGAGCUGACAGACAGACUGGGUUUACAUGCUCUGACUGGAAGACAGUGGUUUGUUCAGUCCACAAGUGCAGUUCAGGGAUCUGGUUUAUAUGAAGGACUCAACUGGCUCACAGAUCAACUCUCCAACAAUAACAUUAAUGCUUUUUGAAAAAUAAAUAAUUAACACAAUGGAUUGUCGCUGAAUGAAUUUAUAAUUAUAAUUGAUUGUAUUAUUAUUGUUAACUUAUCACUGUGAAAAUGUUCAUGUUUAAUAUAUUUAGUCAUAUUUUGACUUACUGAGAUCUGUCUGGAAUAUAUCUGUACCUUCAAAGUAUCUGGAAUAAAUCAUGUUUUUAUUGACAUGGGUUAUGUGUCAUUUAAUAUAUGGGUAAAGGAUAGACAUGGGACGGUAUAAGAUUCUGACGGUAUGAUAACCUUGGAUAAAGAUAUAACAUAUUCACGGUAUUGUGAUUACUGCUCUAAAAUAUGCUCUUUUUAAA
Molecule: messenger RNA, 1045 nt
Organism: Danio aesculapii
Lineage: Eukaryota; Metazoa; Chordata; Actinopteri; Cypriniformes; Danionidae
Product: ADP-ribosylation factor 4-like
Exons: 5
Coding region: 154-714 (186 amino acids)
Biological process (GO): vesicle-mediated transport; intracellular protein transport
Cellular component (GO): cytoplasm; plasma membrane
Molecular function (GO): GTP binding; GTPase activity
Source: RefSeq, a predicted model, not a curated record